Molecule: messenger RNA, 1831 nt
Organism: Lipotes vexillifer (Yangtze River dolphin)
Lineage: Eukaryota; Metazoa; Chordata; Mammalia; Artiodactyla; Lipotidae
Gene: GK5
Product: glycerol kinase 5
Exons: 16
Coding region: 56-1660 (534 amino acids)
Biological process (GO): glycerol metabolic process; phosphorylation; glycerol-3-phosphate biosynthetic process
Cellular component (GO): mitochondrion
Molecular function (GO): kinase activity; phosphotransferase activity, alcohol group as acceptor
Source: RefSeq, a predicted model, not a curated record
GUUUAGAGCGCGCCCGCUCGGCUAGAGGCAGGUGCGGAGAGGCGUGGGGGUCGGGAUGCCUGGGCCGCCCACAGUCGCAGAGCAGACGCGCCCCGAGCAGAGCGCGCCGGACCCGCGGCGCACAGGCUUCGUGCUGGGGCUGGACGUGGGCAGCUCGGUGAUUCGCUGCCACGUCUAUGACCGCGCGGCGCGGAUCCGCGGCUCCAGUGCUCAGAAGGUAGAAAGUCUUUAUCCUCAAGCUGGCUGGGUUGAAAUUGAUCCUGACAUUCUCUGGCUUCAGUUUGUUGCUGUAAUAAAAGAAUCUGUCAAAGCUGCAGGACUAGAGAUGAAUCAAAUUGUCGGUCUUGGCAUCUCAACACAGAGAGCAACUUUUAUUACGUGGGACAAGAAAACGGGAAAGCAUUUCCACAACUUCAUUAGUUGGCAAGACCUAAGAGCUAUUGAACUUGUAAAAUCUUGGAAUAGUUCUCUUUUAAUGAAGCUCAUACACAGUUCCUGCCGAGUGCUGCACUUUUUAACUAGAAGUAAACGAUUUUUAGCAGCCAGUUUGUUCACUUUCACAACCCAGCAUGUUUCUUUGAGAUUGGCCUGGAUUUUGCAGAACCUGACUGAGGUGCGAAAGGCAAUUGAAGAAGAAAAUUGCUGCUUUGGGACUAUUGAUACCUGGUUGUUACAUAAGCUCACAAAAGGUUCUGAAUUUGCCACAGAUUUUUCAAAUGCCAGUACAACUGGACUUUUUGACCCAUAUGAGAUGUGUUGGAGUAAGCUCAUCACCUCCCUGCUUUCAAUCCCGCUCUUUCUGCUGCCUCCCGUGAAGGAUACAAGCCACAAUUUUGGAUCAGUGGAUGAAGAGAUAUUUGGCGUGCCUAUACCAGUAAUGGCCUUGGUUGCUGACCAGCAAUCAGCCAUGUUUGGAGAAUGCUGCUUCCAGAUAGGAGAUGUGAAGUUAACCAUGGGAACUGGGACAUUUUUGGAUAUUAAUACUGGAAAUAACCCUCAACAGAGUGUUGGAGGCUUUUAUCCAUUAAUUGGCUGGAAGAUUGGGCAAGAAGUGGUGUACUUAGCUGAAGGCAAUGCAGCAGACACCGGUACUGCCAUACAGUGGGCUCAACAGUUAGAUCUGUUCACAGAUGCUGCUGAAACUGAAAAAAUGGCCAAAAGUUUGGAAGAUUCUGAAGGAGUUUAUUUUGUUCCAUCUUUUAGUGGAUUGCAGGCUCCAUUAAAUGACCCUUGUGCAUGUGCCUCUUUUAUGGGUUUGAAGUCUUCCACCAAUAAAUACCACCUUGUACGAGCAAUAUUGGAGUCAAUAGCUUUCAGAAACAAACAGUUAUAUGAGGUGAUGCAGAAAGAGAUCCACAUUCCUGUAAGAAAAAUCCGAGCAGAUGGAGGAGUUUGUAAGAACAGUUUUGUCAUGCAGAUGACUUCAGACCUGAUUAAUGAGACGAUAGAUAGACCCGUCCACGUUGAUAUGUCCUGCGUAGGUGCAGCUUCUCUAGCUGGCCUUGCUGUUGGGUUUUGGACUGACAAGGAGGAACUAAAGAAACUGAGGCAAAGUGAAAUAGUUUUCAAGCCACAGAAGAAAUGGCAAGAAUAUGAAAAGAAUAUGGGAAACUGGGUCAAAGCAGUGAAACGCUCCAUGAAUUGGUAUAACAAGACGUAGCACUAACGGAAUGACUGAAACCAGGCAUGGCUGGUUGCUGUGAUGUGCAGAUGAGACAAAGCUCAGGGACAAUACGACCAUGAAUGAGAGAAGACUGGAGCUGAGCUCUGCAACCCGAGAGAAAAAGCACUGCUUUUUUUGAAAACAAAACAAAACUCCUCAUUGAAAAAA